GUCUGCUUUCUCGGCUUGAGCUUCAGGAAAGAAAACCGUCCUGGGGUACAGAAAAACUCAGAACUUUUUGGUUUUCAAACUUAGAAGGCUUUUUAAGUCUCUUGGGCUAUUUGAAAGUGUUGGUACAUACAAUGACGUUUAGUCACCAGUAUUAAGGGAAAUAAAAGCCUUUUUCAAAACGAAGCUUCCAUAGUGUCCAUGCAUUUGGGAAAUACUAUAUUUGAUUUUUUGCAUGUAUGAUUAUACCAUGAGAGACAGGAUUAAUAUAGAAGAUGGCAAGGCAAAUUUCUAAUUAGAGGGAAUAUUAAUUUUCUACAAAAUAAAGUUUGUUCAUCAAUACAAACCUGCUUUCAAAUCAAAUCAGAAAGACAUCCUUCGGAAUGUGUUCAGAACCCAAACAUCAUGUCAAUGGCAACAGAACAGUCGAACCUUUCCCAGAGGGAACACAGAUGGCUGUAUUUGGAAUGGGAUGUUUCUGGGGAGCUGAAAGGAAAUUCUGGGUCUUGAAAGGAGUGUAUUCAACUCAAGUUGGUUUUGCAGGAGGCUAUACUUCAAAUCCUACUUAUAAAGAAGUCUGCUCAGAAAAAACUGGCCAUGCAGAAGUCGUCCGAGUGGUGUACCAGCCAGAACACAUGAGUUUUGAGGAACUGCUCAAGGUCUUCUGGGAGAAUCACGACCCGACCCAAGGUAUGCGCCAGGGGAACGACCAUGGCACUCAGUACCGCUCGGCCAUCUACCCGACCUCUGCCAAGCAAAUGGAGGCAGCCCUGAGCUCCAAAGAGAACUACCAAAAGGUACCCAAGCAUGUUCACUGGAAGAAGAGAACACAGACUGGGCUGCAGACGGAGGGAAGAUGAGUAUAGGGACUCUCCUUGUCUGUCCCUGUACCUGCCCACUGCCACCUGUCUACGUCCUGAGAUACCCAGCAGAGGACAGGGUUCCACUUGGAAAAUUCUUUUGAAUCUCACACAAGACAGUAAUAAACAUAGAGGGAGAAAUAACAAGACAUUUUACCAUGUCUUGUGUCAUGUAGGAAACUUUACAUUUCAGAAAAUAUGAAGACAAAAAGAUGAAGGAAAGGGCUUUAAGGAUACAAAGGACCUUAUUAUGGAAGGAAAGCAGUGUUGUCAAGAGAGCUAAAAUGAACUUUUCUUUUUCCAGUGGGUUAACUUUUAAAAGUGCAUGUUAUUUAGUGCCCUGCAUUGCAGUGUAUCUUAUUAUAACCUUACCAGCCCCAGCUCCUUCACUGUUUUCAGUGUUUGCUAAUAUGGUAAUCAUGAAAUAGCACUUUAUUUUUGAAUCUUUGGUUAGCAUUAGAGUUUAAGUUUAUCAUUUGCUUUUUGUUUGUAAGCCCUGAAUGAAGGUUUACUUGCACUUAGGAAAGCCCACUGUCCAGUAUGUAGACAAGUUAGCUCACUGAAGGUCUUACUAAGCCAUUAGUUGAAUUACAAUGCAUCUGCUACAGCCUGGAUCUCUAAAUUGAUGGAAUCCACAUUGUUGGCAAGAUUCAAGGGUAGCACACACCCUGAACACACAAAUGCGAGGACACAACAGCAAGAAUGAGUAAGCGAGAGAAUCAGGUGAGUUUCUAAGGAGCUUUCUGGAGGAACAGAACUUUGUUUUACUUUUUGAUUAUGCAAUUUAUGUUUAUAGUGGAAAACAGGUAAGACAAUAAUAGUACCUUUGCUAAUCAUAUUUUAAAACAUUUUGGUAUGUAUGCUUCUAUUCCUUUCUCUAUGGGAAUAAAUACCUUAAACAAUAGAAUCAGUAUAUUCGUGAAAUAUCGGUCAGUAAAAUCAGAUUAGAAUGAUUACAAAUGCAUCGGUGAAGGUAUUAUCAGUGAAAAUAUUUGUAACCUGCAUUUUCGCUGCAUAUUCAUUUCAUGAAUAUCUUUUCAUACCAGUUAUGUAAUAUGUGUGUGUGUGUGUGUAUAUAUAUAUAUAUAUAUAUAUAUAUACCAGUUAUAUAAUAAAAUGUUAUUUUAUUGUUA
This is a messenger RNA of Homo sapiens (human), 1990 nucleotides long. It is a transcript of the gene MSRA, whose product is annotated as methionine sulfoxide reductase A. Gene Ontology annotation, molecular function: L-methionine (S)-S-oxide reductase activity; peptide-methionine (S)-S-oxide reductase activity. Lineage: Eukaryota; Metazoa; Chordata; Mammalia; Primates; Hominidae. The record is from RefSeq and is a predicted model, not a curated record. Gene Ontology annotation, cellular component: membrane; mitochondrial matrix; cytoplasm. The transcript is spliced from 6 exons. Bases 381 to 857 code for a protein of 158 amino acids.